This is a messenger RNA of Vitis riparia (riverbank grape), 1072 nucleotides long. RefSeq names its product chitinase 5-like. Gene Ontology annotation, molecular function: chitinase activity; chitin binding. The transcript is spliced from 2 exons. The coding region runs from base 31 to 840 and encodes 269 amino acids. The record is from RefSeq and is a predicted model, not a curated record. Gene Ontology annotation, biological process: chitin catabolic process; cell wall macromolecule catabolic process; carbohydrate metabolic process. NCBI's taxonomy places the organism in Eukaryota, Viridiplantae, Streptophyta, Magnoliopsida, Vitales, Vitaceae.
CUUCUUUCUUCCACAAAACAUCUCCCAAAAAUGGCAGCCAAGCUACUAACAAUCCUUCUUGUUGGGGCCCUUUGCGGAGCUGCAGUGGCUCAGAACUGUGGGUGUGCCUCAGACCAAUGUUGCAGUAAGUUCGGGUACUGUGGCACCGGCAAUGACUACUGUGGUAACACUUGCCAAUCGGGUCCUUGUUAUUCAAGUGGCGGCAAUGGUUCUUCCGGUGGGGGCAGCUCGGUUGCUGAUAUUGUGACACAGGCAUUUUUCGAUGGGAUAAUUAAUCAAGCUGCUUCGAGUUGUGCUGGGAAGAAUUUCUACACCCGUGCAGCGUUUCUUAAUGCCUCGAAUUCGUAUUCUCAGUUCGGCAACGAUGGUUCUGCCAAUGGUACUAAGCGCGAGAUUGCAGCUUUCUUUGCCCAUGUCACACACGAGACUGGACACUUUUGUUAUAUUGAAGAAAUCGAUGGUGCCUCUCAUGACUAUUGUGAUUCAAACAAUACCCAAUAUCCAUGUGCGGCCGGGCAGAAGUACUUUGGCCGUGGACCACUCCAACUAACAUGGAACUACAACUAUGGUGCUGCUGGAAACAGCAUUGGAUUUGAUGGUUUGGGCAACCCUGGAAUUGUUGCAACUGACGUGCUUAUUUCAUUCAAGACUGCAUUGUGGUUUUGGAUGAACAAUGUUCACUCUGUCUUAGACCAAGGUUUUGGAGCCACGAUUCGAGCCAUCAAUGGUGCUGUCGAAUGUAAUGGUGGAAACACGCCUGCUGUUAAUGCACGCGUCGGGUAUUACAAGGACUACUGUAGUCAGCUCGGGGUUUCACCUGGUGACAACCUCACUUGCUAAUAAGUUUUAUGUAUACAAACUCCAACUGAGUUAUAUAUAUGGAGGGUAUACGUAAACCAUGAGAAGAAUAAAGAGUUACGUGGUAUGAGACCCUUAGUAGGGCUUUUGCCAUAUUAUGCUGCGUGUAGUCUUUGAAGUACUUUUGACAACAUGACAAAUGAUUUUUAUUGUGAAAUCAUAUUGUUAUAAUGUCCUUCCGUUAAUGAAUAAAAGUUAUAUUGUUUAAUACUAU